This is a messenger RNA of Fundulus heteroclitus (mummichog), 6068 nucleotides long. It is a transcript of the gene paqr9, whose product is annotated as progestin and adipoQ receptor family member 9. Gene Ontology annotation, molecular function: signaling receptor activity. Gene Ontology annotation, cellular component: membrane. The record is from RefSeq and is a predicted model, not a curated record. NCBI's taxonomy places the organism in Eukaryota, Metazoa, Chordata, Actinopteri, Cyprinodontiformes, Fundulidae. Bases 1078 to 2235 code for a protein of 385 amino acids. The transcript has a single exon.
GGCUUGCGCCAUUUUGCCGUCCUGGAAUAAUUCCAGGGACGACAUGACCUCUACAACCUCUUACAUCACGCUGUUUUAUUUUGAAAGUCUCGGAGGGAAGCGCGUGCUGAUGGCCACUGUAACUUGAUCCCAGUAUCUGUCAGUCUUCGCUGAAAUGCCGGCUGCAGUCAUCCUCACGGGGCUCUGCGCUGGAGUCAGCGCUUCAGCCGCCGGCAGGGAUUCAGCCACCGUGUUGGUGCGUGUAAACGGCGCUUCCAGGAGUAUCCCUGCGGCAUAGAGGACUGCACAGCACGCUCUUCUCCCACAGCCAUGCGCUUACUCCUCGCUGCAGACUUGGUGCUGCAAUGACAAGCGGGCUGACUGACAUAAAAAGUCGGAUGUGGACACCGGCCCAAGGACCAAGAUUGAUCUGAGGAAUAGAAGCCAGAGGAAGCCAGAGGAAACCGUUUCCAACGCUAAUGGCCAGUUUGCCCUACAUCCUGCAGAGAUCAACGGACGCAUCUUCUGGGACGUUCCUGCUGAGUGGAUCCAUCAGACCGCUGCUGAUGGGCUGUUCAACUUUGUAGGACAGUCCUGCAAUAAGAAACCUUCGUCUUUAUCUGCUGCUGCUGAAACUAUGCAUUACAAGACACAUGAAUGUGCGCCUGAUAAGACUCACCAGUAGAAGCCCUAUGCAACAGAACAGGAGGCACGAGCAGAUAAGCUUUACGUAAACUGGAACUUUUGCUGACCUUUGAUAAUAUUCUGAAGGAGACCAAUGAGGGGGCGGAAAUGAAGCAACCUAUAGGGCUGUGUGUGGGGGGCAUUGCACCUGCCCUGGCCAUUCUGUCUCUGGAUUAAUUCUCGCUCUGCUGUUUGAAUUAGCCGUGAACUCAUGUGGCCUGCACUAGAUGCUGGAGUCAGUGAUCCUGAAGGAGCUGGACUGAGCUGUCUUUAGAACCUCGGCAGGCUGCGGAUGCCUUACCAGCUUAUAACCAAUUAAUCGUAUCACCUAAAAUGCUGUGACCGGCAGAACCAGGAGCGACCGAGUGUUUUUCGACUGUUAUUAUUCGAGGGUGCAAAUACUCUUACCUCAUCAUGCUUCUGAACUGUGGUCGGCCGUUGCCUCUGCUGAGUCACACAGAUGUACCCCCUCGUGUGACGGAGAACUUCAUCCUGACAGGCUACCGCUUCCCAAACUACAGCCUGAGGGACUGCUUGCUGUCGGCAUUCAGGCCCACCAAUGAAACGGGCAACUUCUGGACACACUUCCUGCCCAUUUUCGUUUUUGCCUACUACUUUGUGGAGAUGUUUGGUUGGGAUGGUGCGCCUGAUGCCAACGCCCCGUUCUUUUACCCGAUGUGGAACUACUUUAUUGGGGUGUUUUGUCUGCUCAUGGCCAGCAGCAUGGCCCACCUGCUGAAUUCGAUGUCUCUGGUUGUGAGGGAGGUUUGCUUCUUUGUGGAUUAUGGCACAAUUAGUGCCUACACCGUUGGCUCAUCGCUGGCAUACUACUAUUACAUCCAUCCUCGGGCAGGGAUAGUGGAGAAAGGAGACCGGAACGGUUCUCAUUUAGACCUAAACCAUGAGCAUACAGGGGCUCUUUCCUAUUCCACCGUGCCAGAAUUCGACCUGUUCUUUGAGACCUACUACAUGCCGUGUGCAUGUGUUAUAGCCAUCAUAUGCGUCCUAUCCUGCUGCAACACGCGCCAGAGGUGGCGGGAGCAUCGAUACAUCAUACGGACCCUGGUUUUCCUCCUGCCAUUCCUCAUCUCUUCCACGCCCGUCUUCUACCGUGUCCUCACCAGAUCGCCUUACUCCACCACCUCGUCUUCGUUCGCCGCCUCCACCACCAUGCCCGGCUUCUUUUAUCGCCACUCGCUCUGGCUGCUGGCGUCGGCCCUGUUUAACAUCAGCAAGAUCCCCGAGAGGCUGGCCCCCGGCCGCUUCGACAUCUGGGGCCACAGCCACCAGUGGUUCCACUGCUGCACAUUUUUGUCCAUCCUCGACGAGCUUCACAUGAUCCAGGCUGAGGUGAGGGCCAUCCUGCUCAACCCUGAUUUCCUCUUGCCCCCCACCACGCUCUCCCGCCUGCCCGGACCUACCGUCGCCUCCACCUACGGAGUCAUGUUCCUCCUCCAGACCACCAUUGUCUCGAUCAUUGUGUGUUUCUCUUGGCGAGCCAGCCGUAUCUACGGCCCCCAGAGAGACCAGCUGAAGGACAAGCGCUCAGUGGAACACAUGAAAGUCAGCUAAGCCAAGGGAAGUCUUUCUCCAUUACUGUGAAAGAUGAUUUGCACAUGAGUUACAAAGCCAUGCCAUGAUAAAAACUGCACAAGAAAACAAUAUUGCCCAUUUGAAUUCCACGUCUCUCCUAACUUCUGAGCCCAUCCGGGGCUGACAUGAAGCUUCCACAAGGAGAACUAGGGGACAGGAGGAGGUGAGAGGAUUAUUUCUGGGCUCACCGCGGGGAAGCUGUCUUGUUGAGCGGAUAUUGAAAGGCCCUGCCAGUGUUUUUUCCCUAGAGGAGCUCCAGCAUGUUCCAACAGGAUGUCUAACUAGUGAGGACAAUAACUACCUCUGCGGUCUGGACACUUGAGGAUAAAGGUUGGGAUUUAUUACCUGCAGGACCUUUACUUAGAGCUUAUGGAAACAUUUUGCGCUGUUUCUGAGGUUUCCCCCUAAGGUUUCUAUUCAGGUCCACUCUUUUGUUGCACUUUCCUGUCCUCUCACGCUAUUCUAUCUUUUUGAUUAUCCUUGGCUUUGAAUUUAACGGAACCUAUUUCGUCUUGCUUAGUCAUUUAUUAUUACCUCGGCAGGCUACUCUUUCUGUGGUUUCAGGAAGUCUUAGCCUGUCUCAUUUCCUCUUUCUUGCGCCCUGCAGCAGGAAGUUGCACGGCCUUGGGGACCGUAACACAAACAGCUGAGACCUCGUAUAAGUCUUACGACGAAGCACUUUCAGAGGGCCAGUCAAACUAGCCCUGUCUUUAAAAAGCCAUGCUCCGGUUCAAAUCUAAAAGGAUCAGUUGAAUUUGACGAGCGAAUGAUGUCCUGCUGAUAAGUCAUUGGCUUAUUUAAACGUGAAACCUGUUGGUGGUGCAUUGAAUGCAUUUGCUGCUCGUGUGAUGUCCCAUUACCCACCAGCUGUCAAUCACAUUUAGAGUCUACUCUGUGUCUUUAUGUAGAUGUCUUUUUCUAGUUUACUUAUCAACCAGUAUUACAUGUUGUUUAGAAUGAAUUUAAGGUUAUCAUUUCCUUGUCUAUUGAACAUUCACUGAGCCUUUUCUUGCCAUGCGAUGCACAGCAAUCUCAAAUUAAGAAUAGGUUGUUUGGAGACGUUGUCGUUGGAGGAGGUUGUUUUCGUUGUCCUUCAUGAACAGAAACCUAAAGGGAUAGAUUUUUCUUUUUCAAAAGUGGAGUUCUCUGGAGAGGUUAACAGGGAUUAGUAUCUUACCUGCAGAAGAUGUUUCCUUUAUUGACCUCAGCUUUCAAAAAAAACGAAAUACUUUUUGGUUCAAAACGGAUUUCUUCCCAUCACACGCAGUGUUAUUAAGCUCCUGUUUUUCAGUCAUAUAUGUAUUAGGCAGUUACUUACAUAGAAAUCUAUAGCUAUUAACCACAAAGACUGGAACGCCCUGUCUUUAGCUACGACCUUCCCAUGUAAAACAGAAUGUGAGGAGUAUCUGGCUAGACAAAUAGUUAUGUGGGGUGAAACUACAGCUAUUUAAAUAUUAUGGCCAUUUAUGGUCAAAUGUUCAUACAUUUUCUCAGUUGUUUUCUCGUCACGCUGGUCAUUCAAAGCACUUUACACUAGUCCCAUUUACCCGAACACACUGCCAUAAAUAUACACAUAACUUGGUAGAUAACUUGGGUUUGAGUGCCUUGCCCAGGGGCACAUUGACGUGUGCCUUCAGGCAGCUGGAAUCAAGCCCACAACAUUCGGACUGCAAGACAACAACUGUAUGCAGUGAUCCACAAAUGAACGUUACAGUAGCCUGUACAUCGCCUCUACCUUACAUUCCAUUUGGUAAAACAGGUUUCUCAAGUUUCUAUUAUGGACCAUAUAUUAUUAUGGUGUAUAUUGUAGGUAAUUCUACAUUUGAACAUAAAUUAAACUUGAUGGCAACAGCAGCAUUGGCAUAAACCACUAUGAAUUUUUCUGGAGUUGUUUUAAAAUGGUAGAACUCCAGUCUAGUGUGGUUAAGCCAUUAUUCUGUUGGGACAGUCCGAACUUUGUUUAUUUUUUUCAAUGCAAUAUAAAGUAAAACUCCUUUUAAGGAGUUGUCUACUGCAGGUAAGACAGUAAUUAGCUAUAACCCCUCCUACGUCAAAGAUCCAACCACGUCUUCAUGUCAUUUAGCUGUAGACCAGACCAAAUAAGUGAAAAGCGGCCUGUGUAUGUUUGCUCCAGAUGUGAUCAGAGAUUAUCGGGCAGCAGAUCUGGUGUGAUCUGAAAUGCUAACCUCACUUUAGCAGAGACUGAAGGCACCUCUUUGUAGCUGCUGUGAAACAGGCCAAGGCCUCGUUGCUGCCAAUGUUUCUCUGCUACAAGAUCAUGUUCUGUCUGACUUAGGCAUGUAUUUCAACAUUUUGAGUUUUAGUUUGCUUUAAAUGUGCUUAAUCUGGAUUAGUUGUUUUAAAUUGCUUCAACUUAUGUUGAUGAUGACACUGGAAAGAGAGCAAAUGCGUAGUUAGCUCUGUCAGCUAACAGCUGGCAUGCUUAUGAAUAAAUCAUAGCCUGAGAUUCCCGUUUAAAAAACGACUUUUUAAAUGCCCUAAGAGGAACUAAAAGGAUUUUACUUUUAUGGUUUUACGUAAUGUCUCUUCAUCAAUCUCUUUCCUGCACUUUUUAGAUGUGGCGCAUGAUGUGAUUCACAUCUAACAGAUGUGCAGCCAUUCUCUGAGUGCAUGUCUGGUUCUGCUCAGUAAAUCCUACAUGUUCUACCUUUUGAAGAAAAAAAAUCGGAAAAUCUUGGAAUAUUCCGUCUGGAGAUGUUCUCCUGCUGAAGAAUCCACGAAGACUCAGUAACACUGGAACACUGCAAGUGAAAACUGGAUCUAUUCAUUCCCUCCCAAAUCACAAGAAAAGACUGUCUGCGUGGUUAAAGAUUUUCUGUCAUAUCUUUGCAGAUGCAGAUCCAUUAUAGCUAAUUAUUACUUCUAGAUCAUAAUAAUGUUUUCUUGGAACAUAAGUGUAGGGUUGAUAUUGGAUGAUGUUUGUUUAAAUGUAGAAAUCUUGUCUGGAACUCUGUACAUUUACUUGCAAUCACUUGCACAUGAGAAGAAAUCAAGAGAUGUGUUAUAGUGCACUUUAAACCUUUUGCAAGGCUCAGAGUUUUUUUUUUAUGCCUCGGUUUCGCACCGGUUUUUGUUUGUGAAUGGGGCAGUUGAGACAUUUUAAAUAUCUGAACAGUCAACAAGGGGCAGAAAUCCAAUAAGUUUAUAAAGUGGCCUAUUUUCCACCGGCACCUGGUUCUAACACUGCUUGAAAAACACAAGGUGGCUUUAAUGGCCCAAGGUGUUAGGCCACCAUCAUAGUGUGCUUCAAGGCAGCGUUGCUAAGUUCACAAAUGGCUAAAGCCACAUACCUUCCAUAGCUCUGCUAAUGUUUCAAGUCAUUCAGGAAGAAGUAUAAUAUCUGGAUUUAUUGCACUUGGAAAGGAGGUGUUAGAAAACAACCCAGCCGUACUGUAUCAUGUCAGGUUAACUAGUACUUUCUAACGGGUAGGCGGAGGGAUUCAUCAGAUACGCAGCUGAUGUCGAAGUGAUGUUUCUACCUCAAGACAACAUCUGUGUCAAUCAUUCUGUGACUGAGUGUAAGCAUCGUUAAACCAGACUUUGAUCCCUCCUCUCUACUAAAUCCAUUAAUGUUUAAGCAGUAUGUGAAUGUUAAUGUCAGACUACUUUAUCUUAGCGAUGUACUCAGGGGUGACUCGAGAGACUAAUGCAUUAUUUAGACAUGCAUUUCAUUAGGAAUUACUAGAGAAGGAGGGCACAGUGCACACUGUUUGUUAAAAAUCAUGAUAACUGAUCUAUUUAAUAGCACUAUUACUUAUUUAAGUUGUUUUGAAUAAAUUACAAGGAUCACA